Messenger RNA from Pungitius pungitius (ninespine stickleback), 797 nucleotides. Its product is annotated as C-C motif chemokine 19-like. Gene Ontology annotation, molecular function: chemokine activity. The coding region runs from base 98 to 433 and encodes 111 amino acids. The record is from RefSeq and is a predicted model, not a curated record. The transcript is spliced from 4 exons. Gene Ontology annotation, biological process: immune response. Gene Ontology annotation, cellular component: extracellular region. Lineage: Eukaryota; Metazoa; Chordata; Actinopteri; Perciformes; Gasterosteidae.
UCCCUCACAGGCAGUAUCCUCUCUUCCUUUGGCCACAGUAGUUGCUGAGAAGACAGAGCAGCCUCAGCCAAUCAGCUCCCAGGGAGACAGAGAGACCAUGACAUCACUGGGGGGCGCCAAGCUCUUCUUCUGCAUCCUCUUCGUCACCUACUGCUGCACAGUGACGUUUUCCCAGAUUCCCUCGGACUGCUGCUUGGAAGUCGGAAACAAUUUUAUCAACAAACAGAAUGUUGUCGACUACUUUCAUCAGAUCAGCGGACACGGCUGCGCUAUAGACGCCACGAUCUUGGUCAACAGACAAGACAGAAAGUUCUGUUUCCCCUCCGACCAGCCGUGGGUCCAUGAAGUGGUGAAGCACGUGGUCGCCCUGAAGAAACACUGCAAGAGACACGGGUACAAGCCACCACCCUGCAAAAAAGUGAAGCAGAAGUGAACACCACAGCGACCUUUGACCCCUUCAGCCCCAGACGCAGCCGGAGAGGACCACGGCGGGUCAGGGAAGAGGAGAAAGGGAUCGAACAGCCCUAUGACUAAAGAGAGCUUUACCUUUUCUUCCAUUAUAUUUAUACAACAUUUUUGAUUCACAAUGAAAUAGAAACAUUCCUGAAGGGUAUUUGUAUAUUUUGUUAAAGAUAUUUCUUUUUUAAUAACCCAAGAAUAUGAACGUUUGUAAAAGUAAGUUGUCUCUAACUACAUUAACUACUCAGGCAACCGCAGUUUGAUUUUUUAUGUGGAUUUUUUUACGGGGAUUAUUGAUUUUUUUCUAAAAUAAAGCUUGGUUUCUUUCUGAAUCUUAA